Messenger RNA from Platichthys flesus (European flounder), 1746 nucleotides. RefSeq lists its product as uncharacterized. Bases 1 to 1593 code for a protein of 530 amino acids. NCBI's taxonomy places the organism in Eukaryota, Metazoa, Chordata, Actinopteri, Pleuronectiformes, Pleuronectidae. The transcript has 4 exons. The record is from RefSeq and is a predicted model, not a curated record.
AUGACUGAUCCAGUUAAGUUCCGAAUCAUUCUGGGAGAGAAUAAUUCCCAGAGAUUGAUCCUUCCUGGCGGGAUACCAGACUCUAUCAGUGACCUUGCGGACCAAAUAAAGCAGCAGUGUGGAGUAGAAGGGGACUUCAGACUUCAAUACAUGGAUUACGAGUUUGGGAAUGAAUUCACCAACUUGCUGUCAAUGUCAGAUGUCCAGGACAAAAGUACCAUCAAGGUCAUAUUUAAGUCCAUUACUACUGUCCAGCAUGAUGGCUCUCGGCCCCCUCCCUACCCAGCUGCUGCUGCCACCAUUCGAUCUCCAGAUGACUCCUCUUCCCUUUCUUCGGGUAGCUCACAGGAUACAGAAAUACUGUCUUCACCGGAGUCCACUUCCUCAAGAUCCUCUGGAUGGCCCAUUAUCUUCACUGUUCCCCGGUUCUCCUAUGAUGCUGAGCUGCAGCUGGACAGGGCCAACACUGCUUUUAAAGAAACUGGAACUUUGUUAAGUCCUGAUACCCAACUUAAGUCAGCCAUUCUUGAUGGCUUGACUGAAACUAUUGUGAAGUACAAAGUGUACCUCUCCGACCGUGAGUUUGAGGAGGUAGCUGAAGCUCUUGUAUCAGCACAUCCAUGUUUGAAAGAACCAGGCUCAGUCACUGGAUUUGGCGGCUGGAAGACGAGCUUGAAAUAUAAACUUGGUAACUACCGAACAAAGCUCAGGCGGCUUGGCUGCCCAGAAGUCACAGUAAAUGCCCUAACACACAAACCUGGUGGCAAAUGCAGUCCUGCUUAUGGUGUAAAGAGACCAAAAAAAGCAGAAGUGAAUUACUGCCCUGCCUACCCGUCUGGUGAAACUGCCGAGACACAAGAAGGACUAAGAGUGGCCCUCCUCUCAGAAGUGAAGAAAAGAAACAAUGAGGAGAAUGUGGCGAAAAUGAUGGACAAGACCUUUGCUUACAGGAGGCAAGAAGUAGUUCGGGAGUCACCAAUGAUAGCUGACUUCAAAACGAGGUGGCCGGCUCUCUUCAAUGUGCAUGAGGUGUGUUUGGAAUUCAAGAGAAUCACAACAAUCCAUUUAGAGUCAAAGUUCUUCUCUGAGCUGGAUGCUUACUCUGCAGACCUAAUCAAGUUGUUUGCCAAGAAAGGCGGAGUUCAAGGGAAACAGAUCAGAAGCAUCAUGGUACCCAUGACUGAGACUGACAGCAUUGAUGUCAGAAGAGAAUGCAUACUGAAAAGUCUUUGCGUCUACUUGAAUGAAGAUCCAGAGAAGCUGGUGAAAGAAUACCUGAGCGAUGAUGAAAGCAGUCUGGCGGCUAUGGCAGAGACGGUCUUUGGAGUUUUUGUCAUUCGACACCACGGUGCAGGGCCCAGUGAGAACCCAGAGGAUGUCGGAAUUAUUCUGGAGGGUGUAAUGGUGUUGCAUGAGUUGAGGUAUGUGCCUUUUGCAGUGGCAAUGUUGCUUGCGCUCGUCUAUGCUCUAAACCUGAGCUACCCCAGAGAACUAAGAUACACCUUUGAAGCUCUGCAGAAGAUCAUUAUGAAACUAGAUGGAAAUAAACUUUCCGCAAAAGUGCAAGCUCUCAAAACAUUGCUUUCCCGUUAAUAACCACACAAGGUACAUGACUGAGCUCAUCCUCACCUUAGGAAAUCACCUUGUGAUUGCUUUAGAUUGCUUUAAAUCAGUAAAAAAUCUCGUUCAAUCAAAACAUAAUUGAAGUUAAAAUACUCCGACUGUAAGAAGGUUUUCAAUGAUUCU